AAAAAAAAAAAAAAAAAAAAAAAAUGAUCGUAGACGCCGUCAGAGUCUCCUGCGGCGGGGAGGUGUCCGCGGAAGAAGAGGCGGACGCCCUCCGCCCUCCCUUCAGCCCUCCGUCGCCAGGACGCCAAGGGAUGGAGGGCAAUGCCGGCACCGACUCCCAGCAGACGCCGACGGGGGCGCCGACGGCGACGACUAUCCUUCGUCAGCAUACGCAGGAGGAGUUGAUCACUAACGUCGCUAAGGACUCGAAGGAAGUCUGCCAGGGCUGCCACAGCACCAUCGCCGACCGCUUCCUCCUACGAGUCAACGGCAGGUCGUGGCACCAAUCCUGCUUGAGGUGUUGCGUGUGCCAGUUGGCCCUCGAUCGUCAGCCAUCUUGUUACAUCCGGGAUCACAAUGUGUACUGCAAGGCUGACUACACCAGGAACUUCGGGGCGCGGUGCGCCAAGUGUUGCCGCAGCAUCGGCGCCGCUGAUUGGGUCCGGAGGGCGCGGGACCGCGUGUACCACCUGGCUUGCUUCGCCUGCGACGCCUGCAAGAGGCAGCUCAGCACCGGGGAGGAGUUCGCCCUCCACGAGAACAGGGUCCUGUGUAAGCAGCAUUACAUCGAGUCCAUAGAGGGCGGUGUCUCGAGUAAUGACGAGAGCGACGGCAGCGGCAAAGUGAAGAGCAAGCGGGUCCGGACGACGUUCUCGGACGAGCAGCUCCAGGUCCUCCAGGCGAACUUCCAGAUCGACUCGAAUCCCGACGGGCAGGACCUGGAGCGCAUCGCGCAGAUCACCGGUCUCAGCAAGAGGGUGACGCAAGUGUGGUUCCAGAACAACAGGGCACGUCAGAAGAAGUACAUGACGCAGGGCAAGAGGCAUCACCCACCGCCGCCCAAUCCCGUCGGAGUACCUGGUGGGUACUCCCUGGAACGCGCCCCGUCCAGCCUCUCCGACUACGGCGACAUCUCCUCGGCGUCCUCCUCGCCCCUCGAUUCCCCGCUGUCCCAGAUCCUCUACAGCUUUGGAUGAUUGACGGCCCACGCCCAUACCUACGCCCACGGGCAUUCCCUCACGCACGGACACGUCCAUCAUCUUCACCAACACCACCACCUGGCGCAGGGGCAAGGUCACCACCAUCAAGCCGGGCAGCAGGUCGAUGAUGGGUCGGAGCCACAGGGGUCGUCGCGAGUGCCGGAGGUCACCACCUCCUCUUCCAGGAUGGCACUGGGGGCCGGCGGCGGCGGCGGCGGCGGCGGCGGGCAUCACGGUUCGGAAUCCGCUGCCGCCAUCUUGGGAAUGGGCGUAGGUUUGGGAAUGGGGAUCUUCAGGACGGAAGGGAGAGGAGGAGGAGGAGGAGGAGGAAGAAGUGAAGGAGGAGGAGGAGGAGGAGGGGAGUAUCAUAAUAUGUAUCUGAAUCCUACUCCUUUAGGGAGAGAGGAGCUCUAUUCCUCUCCAGGGUCCCAAGACAGGGACGAGUUCAUGAUCAAGCAGGACCGAGAUGACUUGAGACGAAGCUGUGCCGAGAGGGACGAUGCUUCGUCGUGAUGACGAUUUCUGAGUGGAGGUCACAGUGAUUUCGCUAAAGAAUCCAGUAAUGCCAAACGAACCAAAACAAAAAAGAACAAGACUUCUUCCUCCCAAUGGCAAAACUUCGUCUGAAAUUUAGGCGUGACAAUUUUACCGCAGGUGAUAACGAUCGAAUCCACUAGUGACAGCUUCUGUAGAUGGAAAACAUUACAAAUAUCCUAAGGAACUAAUACAUCUAUACGAAAAUAUGAUAUAUGUAAGAAUUUGUAUCCAUAACUUGGCAAAUUCUUGAGCUUCUCGUAACAGAAAAAUUCAAGCCGUAAACAGCAAAUUUAGCUUUAGUUUAUUUAUUUAUUUAUUUUUUUUUUUUAACAACUGACAUAGAUGCAACGUAGAUAUUAGGAGUAUUCAACCGACGCCAUUCAACUCUUUUUCUCUCCAUAUUUCGAGAUGCCAACACGUCAUUGACAAUUUAAGCUCGAAAUGUGACAUCAUAAGUGAUGUGAUGUCACUCGUGACAAUCGAAACUCUAAAUAUAUAACUUCGUGAUGAUGAUGAUGUCAGAUUCCUGAUAAGAUAUUUCGUUUCAAAGUUGAAAUCCUGAAGUGUGACGUCACAAAUGAUGCAGUUCAAUGUCAGCCGUGACAUCACAGGUAAUACAGUUCAGUUCGAGGUAUGACAUCACAUAUGGCAGUUCAGACUCAGACUACAAAAGUGUCGAAGUCCAGCUCUAGAGGUGACAUCACCAGCAUGAAAAUCCAUAUUCAAACCGUGACAUCAAGUGAUCUCAUCCAAAUCUGAGUCGUGAAUUCGUUAAUGAUUUGUUUCAAAUCCAGAUACAACAUUGCCGAUGUCAGCCUUCAGAGACUCGAGGUCAAGUAUCAACGAUGAUGUACAUUGUGGUUCGAGUGGCACUCCAGACUCGAGGAGCAACUUCACAAGUAAUAUAAUCCAGUGCCAGAUGCAUGACAAGUGUUCAAGUUCAAACUCGAGGCGUUGUUUUCAAAAUUUCUGAGAGGUGUCGUAAUAGGAAUGAUUAUAAUAAUAGCCUUGCUGUGCUCAGAUGGCGGAUUUGAGGGGCUGCCCAUACCUGGUCACGUGCCCCCCGGCCCCCCCAACCCUCCCAUGGAUAUGAAUAACAGAACAUUGUUUUCUUUCAAUAAAAUAUUAUGAGUAGCAAAAAUUUGCUUAGUUAAUGAUUAUUUCAACAACAAUAGGAAUAACAGUACAACACCAAAAACAAGAAGAACGCCAACCGCUAUUCACUGUUGGGCAUUGUCCUGAUUUCCUAACUGAAACUUGUUUUUCGUACGCUCCUUUUUAUACACUAACGCAAAAAAAAAUCUCAGACGUACUAUUGUUAUAUAUUGCUAAUUCGCUUCAUCGAAAACCUCCAGUAGUUCUGUUCAUAAAGCGUUGGUGACUUGACAUCAUGUAAAAAAAAUUUUGUUCAUGGAACGUUGUUAACUUUUUUUUUUUUUUUUUUUUUUUUACAGUGCUACUAUUUUUCCAUUAUAUAUAGUUUACAUUUUAGAAUGAAGCUUUUCUCUGCCCUUUUGAAUCGCAGACUUUUAUAUUAAUUUCAUAAGCUACUGAAG
Messenger RNA from Macrobrachium nipponense, 3112 nucleotides. RefSeq names its product LIM/homeobox protein Awh-like. The record is from RefSeq and is a predicted model, not a curated record. NCBI's taxonomy places the organism in Eukaryota, Metazoa, Arthropoda, Malacostraca, Decapoda, Palaemonidae. The transcript has 5 exons. Gene Ontology annotation, molecular function: RNA polymerase II transcription regulatory region sequence-specific DNA binding; DNA-binding transcription factor activity, RNA polymerase II-specific. Gene Ontology annotation, cellular component: nucleus. The coding region runs from base 24 to 1016 and encodes 330 amino acids. Gene Ontology annotation, biological process: regulation of transcription by RNA polymerase II; neuron differentiation.